Ectocarpus siliculosus is the source of this 2955-nucleotide messenger RNA. The record is from the annotation of a GenBank genome assembly. Lineage: Eukaryota; Phaeophyceae; Ectocarpales; Ectocarpaceae.
AUGGAGGUUCUCCAGAGCUCGGUUCAGCAAUAUGCCUGGGGCAAGAAAGGCUCCGACAGCGUGGUGGCCAAGCUCAAAGGCCUUGGAGACGCGGAGUACACCGUGAAGCCGGAGGAAAAUUACGCCGAGAUGUGGAUCGGGACCCACCCCAGCGGGCCCAGCCGUGUCGUGAGAGACGGAAGUCCGGGGCCUCUGCUCAAGGAAAUUCUUGACGACAACCCGCAUGUACUGGGAGCAAUCCGGUGGAAGGGAGACCUCCCCUUUUUGUUCAAGGUUAUCUCCAUCAGCAAGGCCCUCAGCAUCCAGGCGCACCCCGACAAGCGCUUGGCGGAACGGCUGCACGCGGAGAGACCCGACGUGUACAAGGACGACAACCACAAGCCCGAGAUGGCGGUGACUCUCUCGGACUUCGAGGGGCUCUGCGGAUUCAGACCGUUCUACGAGAUCGUCUGGAACCUGCACGCCUACCCCGAGCUGCGCAGCAUGGUUUCGUACGGUGCGUUGAAGGCGGUGUGCAAGGCCGGGGACGACGUCGAAAGGCAGCGGUCGGCGCUCAAGAAGCUCUUCGGGUCGUUCGUCAAGUGCGACAAGAACGUGGUCCGCACUCAGGUGGCCGCCCUAGUCAGCCGGCUCGAGAAAAACUUCCCCGCCGAGGCGACCCCGGACGACGUCUCCGCCUCCAUGAACGGCCUCAAGAUAGACCAGGCGCCCGAGCCGCUGCGCGAAGUCCUCGCGGCCAAGUCCGCCGCCGGACAAGACAACGGUGGUGCCGUCCCCGACGAGCAGAAGACGCUCAACAAGAACCCUUCCAUGCACCUGGGAGGCUACGUCUUCAAGGGGGGGGAGCAGGGCGGGGCCCCGUCCCCUCCGCCGACCCUGGGCACCGUGCCGUCGUUUUCGGUGGGAAGCCCCUCCAGGGACGGAGCCGAUUGCGAUGCUAGCGUUUCGUCCCCCCCCGGGGCCGAGGAGAGAAAGCGCGCGGAGGACGUGCUCGCGGACGUGGAUAAGUCGGAGGAGAUCUUCGGGAAGGCUUUCAGGGGGGGGCCCAAGGCGGCGGCCGGGCUCAUGGCGCGGCUCCAGCGAGAGGAUGCGGACUCGCAGCGCGUCAUGCUGCGGUUGUCGAAGGAGUACCCGGGCGACCUCGGCAUCCUCAUGCCGCUCAUGCUUAACCUGCUGCACUUGAAGCCGGGCCUGGCGUUCUUCAUGACCGUGGACGAGCCGCACGCCUACCUUCGCGGUGACAUUCUUGAGGUGAUGGCGUGCUCCAACAACGUGGUGCGAGCGGCCCUGACGCCCAAGUUCCGCGACGUUAACCUUCUCGUGGAGAUGCUCACGUACAACAUGGGCGCCCCUGCGGUGCUCCCCGCCGAAACGGUGGACGCGUGUCGCAAGCGCUACACGCCGCCGAUCAACGACUUCGAAAUCCAGAUCCUCCAGGUGCCUGCGAAUGAGCGGUACGAGCUGGAAGCCAUGCCCGUGCCUGUGGUGAUGGUGGCCUUGGAGGGAGGGGACGGGGGACGCGUGAUCGAGAGCAAGACCGAUCGAGAGAUCAAGGCUUGCGAGGGCGGAGUGUUUUUCCUCCCGGCCUUCACGCCUGUUCAGUGAACCCGCCGGGUAGGGAGCUACAGCAGUCUUUUUGCGUUAGACAUGUGAACACGAUGAAUUAUCUACAUUUGCUGUUUCGAAAGCGGUGUACUCGUCCGUUGCUCGAAGGUGCGGCCUGGCUUUGACCCUGACCCACCUCCCCUACAGUACUGUACAAGGUAGACGAGAAAAUCUUCUCGCUUGCCGUAAGAGCUCAACUAGAACUUGUUCCUCGAUGUUGCUCACUCACUCUUCGGUCUUGAUGAAUAUUUUUUGAGUGCUCGGUGUCUAUUCUUGCGCAACCCCCCCCCCUACCCUGCGGGGGUGACCGCUCUUCCAAAAGGCGGGGUGUGUGCACGCAUCUCUCCAAGUUUGGGCGCGGUGCCGUGUUGUCCCGCCUCCUCCGCUCACGGAAGGUUUUCACGGUUGCGUACCUCAGGUUUUGGUCCUGAGGUUUUUCUUUGCCCUGAUUUUACGGUGCGGUUCUUGGGAUGGGGCGUGCUUCUUUUACCUGUUUCGCUACCCGGUUCUUGUCACGAUAUGACUGCGUUUCCCAUGGAACGUGAGAGGACAAAAUAUGAUGUAUCUCACCACGUAUUUUUUUUUUUGCUUUGCGGGAAAGGUUGUGAUGAAACGAUUGACAAGCGGGAGAGAGAAGCGACAGCUUCGCGAAGAAGCGGGUGCCGUACUAUAGUGGAACGGGGGACGUAAUCUACGCUGUGUGCUGUUUUUUUCCCCGGCUGCCGGUUAGCCCGGUUAUUAGUGAAUGCUUCAUGUGAACCGAGAGACCGUAUAGAGUUGGUUUGUUCCCUGCUGUCUCGUGACUUGCGUAUUGGAGUCUUAUGUGUGCAGGCCUACCUAGUCUGGAAUAGGAAGUGAAACCAUGUCGUACAGGUGGUGGAUGGAUGGAUGGGCGGGUUGGCGAACAAUCUGUUGUGUUCUCCAGCGCAUUGUCAGGCCGGACGUGAUGAGACUCCGGUUUUGCUGUGAGGUAUCAUCCGGUUUUUCCAUGAGCCGUUUGGCUACAGCAGUCUCGUCGGAGGGACAACAAGAGAUGGUAUCGUGUCUUGUCUCAGCGCGUCAGUCGCAGGCAUGCUCCUCUAAUUGGUGUGAGUGGCUUUAUUGUUUGGAAACUUGUGGUGGAAGCAUGUUUUGUCUCGAGGCACUUUGCCCUCCUGCUGCACGGAGCGUGCGGUAAAUAUGUAAGUUGAUGUUGACGCCCAAGGCGGUGGUUGGUGUAGUCUAGCCGCUCGCUGGACGCAGCAGGUAGGUAGGUGAACGUGAACUAAAACGCACAGCAACCAAUUUGCUUCAUCUUCCGGGAGACGAAAGUCAAACCAAGAAUGGGGGUUCGGUUGGUUUGUCUUGUCC